AUGGCGCAACCACAGCAACAGCAACCACCAUACCCUAUGCCUCAGAGGCCUUUCUCUCCCCCGCAGCCAGUUAAUUCACCUUCAACGCAAACUCAACAACAGUUCGCGUUUCCACCCCACAAGCGACAAAGAAUGUCUCCCAAUCCGCCUUCUCAACCAGGUUCGCCAUAUGUCACAUCGCCAUAUGCUGCUUCUGGUCAGAAUUCAGCUUCGCCUUCGCCGCAUUUCUCGACUGUGCAAAUCCCUCAGGGUGCUUAUACCACGCCAUAUUCGAAUGGAUCGAAUGCGCAACCAUCUCCGUUGAAUCUACCCCAAACUCCGAUGGCUCUUCCACCUCAUGCGCAACCAAGCCCAUUGAGCUUCCCAAAUCAAGUUCAGCAUCAUCAUCAAGGAAAUAUGGCGUCAGCUCAUUUCAACAACUUCAAUUUGCAGAUGCCACAACAGCACCAUCCUGGCGGAGUUAUGGGCCCACCUUCGAGACCGGUCGAUAAAAAUAAGGUUGAUGGUUUGGAUCCAUUGGAUGUUUUGGGGGGAACUGGUGUUGAUCUUGCAGAGGAGGAACAAUACACAUUUCAGCAGUAUUCAUCAUCAUUCAAUGCUCAAGGCUCGAAGUCACACCCAGGAAAUAUUUCGGCAGGUCACAGUUUUACCCAAUUUCCACCAGGGAACGAGGGAUCUUUUUACGGCUCAGGUCCAGCUAAUCAGCCAGGAGAGGCACCAAAUGCUAAGUCACAAGAGGAUUUUGAAAAGAAAGCUGCGGACAAAGCAUGGCAUGAUGCGGCUCGCGAUUUGGCAGUAUCAAGGCAAAGAGAAUUAAAUAAUCCGUUUUUAAAUGUUGGCCACGUUCACAAAAGAAUGGAGAAGAUUGCACAUGAUAAUGGUCUCGGUUUGAAUACAGAUUUAAAUGGAAAAAUGGGAACCAUGAAACUACCUGAACAUUUCCCUGACACGACUGUCAAAGUGCAGACUGCAGUGGGACCAGAUGGAGCUAUCACUGCAACGACAGGAGCCUUCAUUCCAUCUGAUUCUUUACUUGUUGAUCAGCUUGCGCUUAUGUCUAUCUCUACCAAGCAUCGACUUCGUGGAUUAUUAGAGGACGGAUUAAAGUUAGCUAUCGGUCGACAGACAAGUUCUCAUGCCCAAAUCAGGGAUGAAUGGACAGAUGUUGCUGUACCAGCGAUAAAACCUAGUGUUGCUACUAUUGUCAAUGAAGGUGGUCCACGGAGUGGAUGGGAGAGUGCUGUCAGCCCUCUCUCCAACCCUCUCAAACGCCCUCUCUCAGCUGCAGGUAGAUUGCCUACCCCAGUAUCAGAUAGUGCGAAGGCCCAAACUAAGUCUUUUGCGAAUGAUGUUGCAUUGACACUUCGGAAGUGUGCUACUAAGGAGCAAGAAGCUGAAGAGGCUAGACUACGAAGACGUAAGGCUCGUGAGUCUGGUGAUGGAUCUCGCGCUGGUUCAAUAAAUCCGGGCACCCCAGGUUCUAUGGCUCCAGAUGUUCUUGACAAGCCACCUACCAAGAAAGAAAUGAAGAAGAAAGCAGAGGCCAAAACCAGCGAGGCAGCAAGUCACGCAGCAGCCAAUGUAACCACUACACAAUUUUUGGGUGGUGGAAAAAGUAUGUUCGGAAAGAAGAAACAAUAUAGUUGGAUGACUGCUGGAGGAUCCAGUAGUGGUACAAGUACGCCAGGUAAAAUCAUGACCCAAGGUCUUGGCUCUUCUGGUGCAAGCCCAGUUGCGAAUCCGGGACCCGAAAAAUUGACUACCGAUGGAGUGCGAAGGUUAGGCACUUGGCGAGAAGAUGGUGGUAAGGGACGGAAUAUCCAGCUCCGAGAUUGGAUCAUGGUUCUCGAGGAUGAUGGUAGGGAGAAGAAGGCACUACAAAAAGCAUACGCUCAAGUGGAUGAUGAUCGGAAUGCGUAA
Molecule: messenger RNA, 1920 nt
Organism: Botrytis byssoidea
Lineage: Eukaryota; Fungi; Ascomycota; Leotiomycetes; Helotiales; Sclerotiniaceae
Exons: 2
Coding region: 1-1920 (639 amino acids)
Biological process (GO): DNA-templated transcription initiation
Cellular component (GO): transcription factor TFIID complex
Source: RefSeq, a predicted model, not a curated record